Molecule: messenger RNA, 396 nt
Organism: Paramecium tetraurelia
Lineage: Eukaryota; Ciliophora; Oligohymenophorea; Peniculida; Parameciidae
Exons: 2
Source: RefSeq, a predicted model, not a curated record
AUGAAUAAGUUAUAUAUUGAAUCGAUAAAGGUGUCGGCAGAAUUGAUCCCUAUUGACAUUUAUUUUCUCCUGAAGAUCGGUGAACAUUGUCAGUUUUCAAACAUUCUAAGUUUGUAAUAGCAAUCUCAAACAUGCAACAUGUGCAUUCAGUAUUAAGCCAGGGAGAAGUAGCCCAUUUCGAUUGAAUGUUGGGCAUAUGACUAGCAUUUAGUACCUAAGGCAUUCUUCGGCAAAGAAACAUUGACGAAUACUACACGCAAGAUCACAUUGGAUGGAAUGGAGAUUUAAAUUCGGCAAUCUCAAUAGGAAAGGAGCAGAACCCCAGAGAUCGCUAUGAAAAGAGAUGCCUCGCCCUUCGGUAGGAGAGAUUUAACUCCGAAAAGAGAGAAAAAAUGA